UAUAAUUAUAAUCGUUGCAUACGCGAUUCUUCGCAGCCUAUCACAAGAAGAAUUGAAAAUCUUAUUGAAUCUCAAGUCUUGCGAAUAGACUGAAUCAAAAGUAUAAAGGAUAGGUUUCGAACCUAUAGCGAUAAGCUCAGACGAUGUAAGAAAAAAGUUUUAAGUUGAUGAAAUGAUGAAUUCUUCGAUUGCUAAAUAUAUUUUUAUAUUUCUGUUUUAUGACUCAGUAGACAGUAAAGAUAUAAAGCCAAUGCUUAUAUUAUCAAAAGAAAAGGGGUUGAAUUUAAAAAGCUUUGGUUCUUUGGU
Dracunculus medinensis (Guinea worm) is the source of this 306-nucleotide messenger RNA. NCBI's taxonomy places the organism in Eukaryota, Metazoa, Nematoda, Chromadorea, Rhabditida, Dracunculidae. The record is from the annotation of a GenBank genome assembly.